Messenger RNA from Triticum turgidum subsp. durum (durum wheat), 1173 nucleotides. Lineage: Eukaryota; Viridiplantae; Streptophyta; Magnoliopsida; Poales; Poaceae. The record is from the annotation of a GenBank genome assembly.
AUGCUCCAGCUCCAGAUGCACCCUCUCCCGCUGCCCCGCGCAGCCCCCCACCCUACCACGGCCACGCUCUCCUACUCUCUCCACCGCCGCCUCGCUCUCUCCGCCUCCGCCUCCGCCUCCACCACCCCAUUCUCAACCGAGGAGUACCUCAUCGCCACCUGCGGUCUCACCCGAGCCCAGGCGCUCAAGGCGUCCAAGAAGCUCCGCCACCUCAAGUCCGCCUCCAACCCAGACGCCGUGCUCGCCCUCCUCUCCGGCGUCGGCCUCUCCCGCCCGGACAUCGCCGCCGUCGUCGCCGCGGACCCGCUGCUCCUCCGCUCCAGGGUGGACAACGUCGGCCCCCGCCUCACGGCCCUCCGCGACCGCCUCGGCCUCUCCGAGCCCGAGAUCGCCAGCUUCCUCCUGGUGGGCGCCACGGCCCUCCGGUCAUGCGACAUCACGCCCAAGCUCGAGUUCUGGAUCCCCUUCUUCGGCUCCUUCAGCAAGCUCCUCCAGACCAUGAAGAGGAACAGGUCCAUCCUGACCACCGAUCUGGAGAAGGUGGCCAAGCCCAACAUAGCGCUGCUGGAGCAGUGCGGGCUAAGUGUUUGUGAUAUUGUCAAGCUGUCGACGCCCUGUUCUAGGCUGCUAGUGUUCAACCCAGAGCGGGUGAAGGCGUUUGUGCUGCGCGCCGAGAAGCUUGGCGUGCCCCGCUCCUCGUAUAUAUUCAAGUACGCGGUGGCUGUCGCGUGUUCUAUCACGGAAGACAAGGUCGCCGCGAGGAUGGAGUUCUUGAGGAGCACUCUUGGUUGCUCCAUGGACAAGGUGCGUGUUGCGGUUCGGAACAAGCCGCACAUUCUAGGAAUAUCAGAGGAUAAACUCCGUCUCAAGAUAGAGUUCAUGGUCAAUGAGGUUGGUUUGGACCCAGAGUACAUUGUCAAGAGACCCAUGCUGUUUACCUACAGCCUGGAGAAGCGGAUGAAACCCCGGUAUUAUGUCGCAAAGAUCCUGCAGGCUAAGGGACUGAUGAAGAAAAGUGUCGGCUUCCGGCGAUUAGUUGGCUAUGGUGAGGAUAACUUCAUUGCAACAUACAUCGACAGUCAUAAGGACACUGUUCCUGGGCUUGUAGAUGCUUAUGCAGCAGCUCGUGCUGGGGAGAUGCUUCUGAUGUCCAGCUUUGAAUGCAGACAUUGA